AAAAAAAUAAUGAAUAAAAAUUUAAAGGAACCCUCUCUUCCUUCUAUAAGCCACAACGAAUCCCAAUUCGUCUCCCAUAGAUGGUGGAAACCAUUCUAACUCAUAAAAGUUGAACCUUUUGCUCAUGGCAUUAGGUUUUGGGUAGAAUUUUGGAGCAAAAUUUUUGCUUAUUUACAGUUCUGUCAUAAAACUUCUCUGCAUUUGAUGAUGGUUGAAUUGGAUCUCAAAGCCUUGUCCUUUUCUCAUGUUAGACAUGGGCAUCCCAGAUGGAACCAUUCUGACUCAUAAAAGUUGAAGCUUUUUUCUCAUGGCAUCAGGUUUUGAGUAAAUUUUGGAGCAGAAUUUGCCUGCAAACAAAAUUUUACUUAUUUACAAUUUUGACAUAAAGUAUUUCACAUAGUAUCAGGUUUUGGGAGAAUUUUGAGCAGAACUUGUCUGAGAGCUAAAUUUUUGCUUAUCUACAUAUCUGCCAUAAAGCUUUUCUGCAUUUGAUGAUAGCUGGAUCGGAUCUCAAAGCACUGUGCUUUUACAAGAGGUGAGAUUCUAGGAGAGAGGCUUUUACAUCUCGGAGGCCUAGGCAUCUGCUUGAUCUCGGAGUUAGGCUAUAGUGUGAUGUAUAAUGAUGUGGACAUGGUUUGGCUUUCUGAUCCUUUUCCCUAUCUGGAAGGGCACCUUGACAUUUACUUCACCAAUGAUAUGAUUGUUCCCUUGAAUCAUUCUCAUGGCUUGCCGCAACCUGGGAAGAAAGGAAGAACAUACAUUUGUAGCUGCAUGAUCUUUCUCCGUCCAACAGAUAGAGCAAAAGCUGUGCUGAUGAAAUGGAUUGAAGAGCUUCGACUUCAACCAUGGUCUAAUAAGAGCAGGUCGAAUGACCAGCCUGCUUUUAACUGGCCUCUGAACAACACUUCUUUCCAGGUUAGAAGUGAACUUCCCAGCACUUACAAAGUAUAUCGUUAUCAACAGCAUCGAUGGGCUUGUGGACCUGCAAAUUUAUUUAGAAAAAUGGCCUCUGAAAUUAUGGCAGCCAAGGUCUGUUUCUUUCGACUCAAUACAAAAGGAACAUGAUCUUUUUGCAAUUUUAAAAAUAUUGAAGAAUUGUGUCUCGCAUUGUCACUUCUUCUUCUGCUGUGUUAUCGUACCGUCAACAGCUUUCUUCCCUGAAGCAGAAGUUCCAGUUUGGGGUGUGGUUCUCAUUCCAUCCAUAAUAGCUCUCUUGAAUGCUAUAGGGACCCCAAGGUCACUUAAUGAUUAAAUGUUGUUUACUUCAAAUCUGACGCCUUAACAAUUAAUGUGUUGGUUUUGUUAAC
This is a messenger RNA of Phalaenopsis equestris, 1307 nucleotides long. RefSeq names its product UDP-D-xylose:L-fucose alpha-1,3-D-xylosyltransferase MGP4-like. Gene Ontology annotation, molecular function: glycosyltransferase activity. Lineage: Eukaryota; Viridiplantae; Streptophyta; Magnoliopsida; Asparagales; Orchidaceae. The coding region runs from base 613 to 1065 and encodes 150 amino acids. The record is from RefSeq and is a predicted model, not a curated record. The transcript has 3 exons. Gene Ontology annotation, cellular component: Golgi apparatus.